AUAUUUAUUCGAAAUUUCUGCAGGUCCUCACCUCAUUCAGUGUUUCUCAAUUGCCUGGAAAAAUGUCAGUCGUGCUUCAUCCAACUACGUCUUCGUGUGUGAGCUCUCAUAGAGGAGUUGUUCAACCUUCUCUCAGUUGUACGAGUAAAGUUUUCAUAGGAUUGAAACUACAAUCUGCAAGUCCCUUUGGAACUUUUAAACCGAACCUGACUGUUGAAUUCCAUGAAAAGGUUCAUAAGAGCGUUCAUUCCAGGACUAGUAACAAGAAACCAACAAAAGCACGUUUUGGAAUGAUGCCCAUAGGUACACCAAGAGUGCCUUAUCGAACUCCUGGAGAAGGAACGUGGCAGUGGGUUGAUUUGUGGAAUGCUCUUUACAGAGAACGUGUUAUCUUUAUUGGGCAACAUAUAGAUGAAGAGUUCAGCAACCAAGUAUUGGCAACAAUGCUUUACCUUGACAGCGUUGAUUCUUCCAAAAAGAUUUAUUUGUAUAUCAAUGGUCCAGGUGGAGAUCUUACUCCAAGCAUGGCAAUAUAUGACACCAUGCAGAGUUUGAAAAGUGCCGUUUGCACCCAUUGUGUGGGUUAUGCUUACAGUCUUGCAGGAUUUCUUCUUGCAGCUGGAGAAAAGGGUAACCGUGUAGCGAUGCCACUUUCAAGAAUUGCAUUGCAAUCUCCAGCUGGGGCAGCACGUGGCCAGGCUGAUGACAUUCGUAAUGAAGCAAAUGAGCUUCUUAGAAUCAGAGAUUACCUUUUCGGAGAGUUGGCUAAGAAGACAGGCCAGCCUGUGGAAAAGAUCAACAAGGACUUGAGUCGAAUGAAGCGGUUCAAUGCUCAAGAAGCUCUUGAGUAUGGGCUCAUUGAUCGUAUAAUCAGGCCUCCACGUAUUAAGGCUGAUGCUCCACGAAAGGACGAAGGAACUGGUCUUGGUUAAUGGAUUAGUGUUUCCCAUACAAACUGGCAUGGUCCAUAGCAGUUCUGAAUGUCCAUGAUUCAUUAUUCCAAUGGUUAUUUAUCUAUUUUGAA
Molecule: messenger RNA, 1024 nt
Organism: Telopea speciosissima
Lineage: Eukaryota; Viridiplantae; Streptophyta; Magnoliopsida; Proteales; Proteaceae
Product: ATP-dependent Clp protease proteolytic subunit-related protein 2, chloroplastic
Exons: 9
Coding region: 63-932 (289 amino acids)
Biological process (GO): protein quality control for misfolded or incompletely synthesized proteins
Cellular component (GO): endopeptidase Clp complex
Molecular function (GO): ATPase binding; serine-type endopeptidase activity; ATP-dependent peptidase activity
Source: RefSeq, a predicted model, not a curated record